GAACAAAAAAUGGAGAAUGUAUCUUGAACGCAUGAUGUGUGUGGUGUAAUUGCGAAAAAACUUAUAUUAUCUGCGAAAACUUUAUCACUACAAUGUCGAUUAAUACAUUAUGUGCUACAUUUCGCAAAAUUGCAGUGAGCAGAAUAAGUACUACUACCGCUGCUGCUGCUGCAAGGUAUUCGACACAACAAUCCAACUGCAAUGCAAAUAUAAUUUCUCAUUUAACGUCUGAUAAUUGCAUGCAGUGUGGUACAGGGUCGAUGUACAACAUAAAAUUUAUACCGCGAACACUUAAUAUAGAUUUUGGAAUGCCUACGAGAGGAGAUUUAAUAAGAAAUAUUAUUGAAAUUCCUACUACCACUUUGAUUCCUCCAUUGCAAGAGCCUACGAACCGUUUGCCCAUUCAAUAUGAUUCACCUAUGCUAGAAAAGUCUCUAGAUUUACCUACGAAUGAAAGAAUCAUAGAGAAACAGGCGGUAAAUAUGAUAAGAAUCAGGCGUAAGAAAAUGAAGAAACACAGACGAAGGAAGUUGCGCAAGAAGAUGAAAUUUAUAUUGGAAAAGGUAAGGCUGAAGAGAAGACAGAGGACUGAGAAAUUGUUUCAAACUGAACUAAUUGCCAAAGUUAAAGAAGCAGAAACGUUUGAUGCUGAGGAGUAUGUCAAGGAGAGAUUAAGUAUCUUGAAUAAGAAGAUAUUACCAAGAACUUUCAGAGGUGAGAUUUUGCCUGCUGAGAUGAUUAAACAAUUUUUGGAUGAGAAAAGAGCAAAAAAGGAGGCUAAACGUAAUAAACCUCGUUUAACCUUAUAAUUUAUGUAUAAGUUGUGGCAAUAAAGUUUUAUUAGAAUGGUAAUUAU
This is a messenger RNA of Mycetomoellerius zeteki, 856 nucleotides long. RefSeq lists its product as uncharacterized. Bases 93 to 809 code for a protein of 238 amino acids. The transcript has 2 exons. NCBI's taxonomy places the organism in Eukaryota, Metazoa, Arthropoda, Insecta, Hymenoptera, Formicidae. The record is from RefSeq and is a predicted model, not a curated record.